GAAGCGGAACGCUCACGGGGACCUUCAGGUUGAGGAGAGUUGUUUACCUUUGAGGACUCGCUUUGUGACUUUGGGCGAAGGCGUCCACACCUCACAGACCCUGAUUCCUUACUAAUAAAACCAGCGUAGCGAUAUUUGGCGCCCCUGCCUUCAGUUGGUUGAGGCGUAGAUCCGAAGUAGAUGCUUGUAACUUGUAAACUGCCGAACAGACGUCAAGGUAUCUUAUUGACAGCCGGUGGUUCAAGCAGUGGAAGAAGUAUGUGGGCUUCGACAGCUGGGAUAUGUACAGUGUGGGUGAACAUAAUCUGUUUCCUGGCCCGAUAGAUAACUCCGGACUCUUUUCAGAUCCUGAGAGUCAGACCUUGAAAGAACAUUUAAUUGACGAAUUGGACUAUGUCUUGGUCCCAGCCGAGGCCUGGAAUAAGUUACUAAACUGGUAUGGCUGUGUAGAAGGCCAGCAGCCCAUUGUCAGAAAAGUUGUAGAGCAUGGCCUGUUUGUCAAGCACUGCAAGGUGGAGGUGUAUUUGCUGGAAUUGAAGCUUUGUGAGAACAGUGACCCCACCAAUGUGCUGAGUUGCCAUUUCAGCAAGUCAGACACCAUCGCAACCAUUGAGAAGGAAAUGCGGAAGCUGUUCAACAUCCCUGCGGACCGUGAGACACGGCUGUGGAACAAAUACAUGAGCAACACCUACGAGCAGUUGAGCAAGCUAGACAACACUGUGCAGGAUGCUGGGCUGUACCAGGGUCAGGUGCUAGUAAUCGAGCCCCAAAAUGAAGAUGGCACGUGGCCAAGGCAGACCCUGCAGUCAAAAUCAAGCACUGCACCUAGCAGAAAUUUUACUACCUCUCCAACAUCAUCAGCAAGUCCCUAUUCCUCAGUAUCUGCCUCUCCCAUUUCAAAUGGUGAUAGCACUAAUACCUCUGGGAUGCACAGUUCCAGUGUCAGCAGGGGUGGAUCUGGCUUCUCUGCUUCGUAUAAUUGUCAGGAGUCCCCAUCAACUCAUGUACAACCUGGGCUCUGUGGACUUGGAAACCUGGGAAACACCUGCUUCAUGAACUCCGCCUUGCAGUGCUUAAGCAACACUGCACCACUGACCGACUACUUUCUCAAAGAUGAGUAUGAGGCUGAAAUCAACAGGGACAACCCUCUGGGAAUGAAAGGGGAAAUUGCAGAGGCCUAUGCAGAACUCAUUAAGCAGAUGUGGUCUGGAAGGGAUGCUCAUGUGGCACCUCGCAUGUUCAAAACUCAGGUGGGACGUUUUGCCCCUCAGUUUUCUGGCUACCAACAACAAGACUCUCAGGAGCUGUUAGCCUUUCUUCUAGACGGAUUGCACGAAGAUCUGAACCGAGUAAAGAAAAAACCGUACCUGGAGCUGAAGGAUGCCAAUGGGCGGCCAGAUGCGGUGGUGGCAAAGGAAGCCUGGGAGAAUCAUAGGUUGAGGAAUGACUCUGUGAUUGUGGACACGUUCCAUGGCCUCUUCAAAUCUACCUUAGUUUGCCCAGAAUGUGCUAAGGUUUCUGUGACCUUUGACCCAUUUUGCUAUCUAACUCUCCCACUGCCCUUGAAGAAAGAUCGAGUUAUGGAGAUCUUCCUGGUUCCCGCUGACCCUCGCUGCCGACCUACCCAGUACCGUGUGAUUGUGCCGCUGAUGGGGGCCGUGUCUGACCUGUGUGAAUCUCUCUCCAGGCUGUCUGGCAUUGCUGCAGAAAACAUGGUGGUCACAGAUGUGUAUAAUCACCGGUUCCACAAAAUCUUCCAAAUGGAUGAAGGUUUAAAUCACAUCAUGCCUCGGGAUGACAUUUUCGUGUACGAGGUCUGCAGCACCUCCACAGACGGCUCUGAAUGUGUCACGCUUCCAGUGUACUUCAGGGAAAGGAAAUCCAGGCCGUCGAGCACUUCCACUGGGGCAGUGCUAUAUGGGCAGCCACUGCUGGUUUCUGUCCCCAAGCACAAGCUCACCCUCGAGUCUUUGUACCAGGCUGUUUGUGAGCGUAUCAGCCGCUAUAUAAAACAACCUUUGCCUGAUGAGUCUGGCAGCUCGCCCUUGGAGCUGCGGGCCUGCAAUGGCUCCAGGGGCAGCUGUGAAGGAGAAGACGAAGAAGAAAUGGAGCAUCAGGAAGAAGGCAGAGAGCAGCUUUCAGAAACAGAGGACAGCGGGGAGGAUGAGCUGGGAAGUGACCAUGGCGAAACCACCCAAAAGAAGCUCAAAGGCCGGCCCUGCCCAAAAAGGCUUUUUACCUUCUGCCUUGUGAACUCCUAUGGCACAGCCGACCUAAAUUCCCUUGCAGCUGAUGGGAAACUGCUUAAACUCAACUCUCGAUCCACACUAGCCAUCGAUUGGGAUAGUGAGACCCGGAGCCGUUAUUACGAUGAGCAGGAAUCUGAGACCUACGAGAAGCACGUCAGCAUGUUGCAGCCUCAGAAGAAAAAGAAGACAGCAGUGGCCCUGAGAGACUGCAUCGAGCUCUUCACUACCAUGGAGACCCUUGGGGAGCAUGACCCCUGGUACUGUCCCAACUGUAAGAAGCAUCAACAGGCCACAAAGAAGUUUGACCUGUGGUCCUUGCCGAAGAUUCUGGUGGUCCACCUCAAACGUUUCUCCUACAAUAGAUACUGGAGGGACAAGCUUGAUACAGUUGUGGAAUUCCCAGUCAGAGCUCUGAACAUGUCUGAGUUUGUCUGUGACCUGUCAGCAAGGCCUUAUGUGUACGACCUCAUUGCCGUGUCCAAUCAUUAUGGAGCCAUGGGGGUUGGCCACUACACUGCGUACGCGAAGAACAAACUGAACGGGAAAUGGUAUUACUUUGAUGAUAGCAGUGUGUCCCUGGCCUCCGAGGAUCAAAUAGUGACGAAAGCAGCUUAUGUGCUGUUUUACCAGCGUCGAGAUGAUGAGUUGUAUAAGACGACUUCACUCAGUUUUCCUGGAUCCUUUGAUGGAGGGACGAGACCAGGCAGCUUACAGCAGGGCAUGGGGGAUGAUGAAACUUGCAGCAUGGACACCAACUGAUGCUGCCUCAGUGACCCUGCACCACAGCACCAGUGCAAUCCCUCAGGAGAACACCUUUGACACUGAAGACUUGCUAGUGUUCCAUCUAAAAACCGGAUGAGGAAAUUCCUUCUUUUAAUGAGAAAAAAAAAAAAAAGGGUUACGUUAAGAGGCUGAAUUAUUUUUCUUUUUAUACAGGUGGUGAGAAAUUUCUGUAAAACCUGUGGAGCUGCAAAGUAGGGGUCGGGAGGGGGGCACAUAAUGGAGUAUGUCUGAUGGAUUCCAGAGGACGGAGAGGAACACGCUGUCAUUGAGUUUGGUGUGGCCAUGAAGACCUGCCACAGGCUGCCCUGAGUUCCUGGAUUUUUUUUUUUUUUUUUUUUUUUUUUUGCGGUACGCGGGCCUCUCACCACCGUGGCCCCUCCCGUUGCGGAGCACAGGCCCCGGACGCGCAGGCCCAGCAGCCAUGGCCCGCAGGCCCAGCAGCCAUGGCCCACGGGCCCAGCCGCUCCGCAGCACGCGGGAUCCUCCCGGACCGGGGCACGAGCCGUGUCCCCUGCACUGACAGGCGGACUCCCAACCACUGCGCCACCAGGGAAGCCAAUGGAUUUUUUAUUCUGGUGACGAUUACUGUUCGCCCCAGUAGUCUGCCCACAGUAAAUGAAGCCUCGAGUAAAUGAUGUCAUCCCCUUCUCCCUUGCUGUGCACUGAGAUGGGUUUAUAAUACCCUAAAAAUUAGCCACCAAAGCCCAUUUCUGUUUCCCUUUGUGUCAUCUUGGAAUAUCCAGCUUUCUUCUCCCUAAUGAAAUGAAGAUGCUUGGUGUUGGGGUUUCCUGCCCCUCAGUCUCCUGUGGAACCUAGCAGUUCUGUUAUGUCCCCCAGCAUCCUUGAUGAAUUGAGACAGUUGGAUACCCCUCUGGCACUUUUAUUAGAUAUCACUUGGAAGUUGGUACACUAAACUGGGUACUGGGUUGCGUCCAGUCGUUUCUCUCCCUGUUGGCUCGAGAAUGGGAACCUUCCUGGGCUUGGAAAGGGCUCCCAUUCUCGCUGCUGACUUCUGUUAGAAGUGAGAUCCCCAUCCCUCCAGCCGAUUUUCUUUCAGCGAUCUGGCCUCCGCACCCCUGCCCGGGCUGCACUCCCAUGGCCGUUGUGGGAGGCCUGAGUCCCCUGUCCCCUCCGUGCGUGGGGCCCUUGCUUCCCCAUGCGUUGGUUCAAAGAACAAGGUCAUCCGGGCUUUUCUUGUCUGACCCUUAACCUGAGCCGUGGGGGUUGGGCCUGUCAGUCGUGGGCACACGCGACGGAUUGAUGAGGGCGUGCGCAACGACCGUUGGCAGGGGCGGUGGUGCGGAAGCGCCGGCUGCUCGGUGAGGAGCCGGCUGUCGGUCUCCGCUCGGGGGCUGGUCGCUGGCCGCUGGGUGGGGCCGGGCCGGAGCCCGAAGGGGCUGCGGGCUGGGAUGAGGGGCACGGAGCCGGGAGAGGGGGUGUGGUUCCGGCUCCAUCGCUGGUUCCUCCCUCCCGGAGAACCGCGGGCCGCACCUGACCCCACGGGAAAAAAGCGCCGGGAGUGUGGGUUUCUCUGCUCUCCGACCCAUGGCGUGGAUCAAACUUAAGGAAAUUGUGGCAAAUACUCCAUUUAGGGGUGGUUUACAACCUCAUCUGUAACAUUUU
Physeter macrocephalus (sperm whale) is the source of this 4655-nucleotide messenger RNA. It is a transcript of the gene USP4, whose product is annotated as ubiquitin specific peptidase 4. The transcript is spliced from 22 exons. Gene Ontology annotation, molecular function: cysteine-type deubiquitinase activity. Gene Ontology annotation, cellular component: nucleus. Gene Ontology annotation, biological process: protein deubiquitination. Lineage: Eukaryota; Metazoa; Chordata; Mammalia; Artiodactyla; Physeteridae. The coding region runs from base 282 to 3008 and encodes 908 amino acids. The record is from RefSeq and is a predicted model, not a curated record.